AUGAUGUUGAAAGUAUUAUGUGCUAACCAUGUGGUGGUGGUGGUGGUGGUGGUAAUGGUGGUAGUGAGUGGUGGUGGGUGGUGGGUGGUGGGUGGUGGUGGUUGUGGUGGUAGAGGUGGAGGUGGUGGAGGUAGUGGUGGCAGUGAUGGAGAUGGUUUUAGAGGUGGUGGUAGUGGAGCAUGUGCAGGUGGUGGUGGUAGAGGUGCAUGUGGAGGAGGUGGUGGUAGUGGUGGUGAUGUGUGGUGGAGGUGUGGUGGUGAUGGUGAUGGAGGUGAAGGUGACGGUGGUGAUGGUAGAUGA
Molecule: messenger RNA, 300 nt
Organism: Prunus armeniaca (apricot)
Lineage: Eukaryota; Viridiplantae; Streptophyta; Magnoliopsida; Rosales; Rosaceae
Source: the annotation of a GenBank genome assembly